AUGCUUAGAGACAUAGAAAUUCCUUCUGGCUCGAAUUCUUUUCUUUUUUAUUGUCCUGGACGUGAUUGUGAAUCUAUUUGUAUCAUUGAUAAUGGGGUUAAAGAAUUUAUUUGCCCAUUAUGCCAUUUUCAAUGUUGCCCAAGCUGCAAUAAAGACAUUCACAAUGGGAAAACUUGUGAAGAAUAUGCUAACAAUGCAAAAUAG
Molecule: messenger RNA, 204 nt
Organism: Blepharisma stoltei
Lineage: Eukaryota; Ciliophora; Heterotrichea; Heterotrichida; Blepharismidae
Source: the annotation of a GenBank genome assembly